Mangifera indica (mango) is the source of this 1337-nucleotide messenger RNA. Its product is annotated as protein GET4. Gene Ontology annotation, biological process: protein insertion into ER membrane. The coding region runs from base 110 to 1075 and encodes 321 amino acids. The record is from RefSeq and is a predicted model, not a curated record. The transcript is spliced from 12 exons. Gene Ontology annotation, cellular component: cytosol. NCBI's taxonomy places the organism in Eukaryota, Viridiplantae, Streptophyta, Magnoliopsida, Sapindales, Anacardiaceae. Gene Ontology annotation, molecular function: protein binding.
AAAAGACGGGCGACGCUGUAAUUUUAAAACGACUACAAAUGAAGGCGACGGGAAAGGGAAGAUAAAUUUGGCAAUUUGCAUCGAAAGAGAUCUUUCUCUUCGCCACGACAUGUCGCGCCAAAGACCGAGACGAGCAGCUCUGCCGCCGGCUCAAGAGAACGUUGAGAAAUUAGAGAAAGUUAUAAAUGAUGGUAAUUUUUAUGGAGCUCAACAGAUGUACAAGUCUAUUAGCGCACGAUAUGUCACUGCACAGAGAUUUACAGAGGCAUUGGAAAUCCUGCAUUCUGGUGCAUGCAUCCAGUUAAAAAACAACCAGAUUACUUGUGGGGCAGAACUUGCUGUGUUGUACGCUGAGACACUUGUUAAAGCGAAAACUCCUUAUGAUGAAGAAACCCUUGAUAGCAUCAGAAAAAUUUUUGCGCUCUUUCCUCGGAUUCCUGUGCCAAAUACCUUGGAAGAUGAUGACGGCAUGCAUGAACUUACCGAAGCCCUUGGGAGAGCGAAAACAUGCGUAGAGGGCUGCUCAUCAUUCUUAAAGGCUGCUAUUAAGUGGUCUAUGGAGUUUGGAGCUCCUAAAACUGGAUCUCCAGAGCUGCAUGUUAUGCUAGCUGAAUAUAUGUAUUCAGAAUCACCCGAGAUGGACAUGCCUAGAGUAUCAUAUCAUUUUGUCAGGGGAAACGACCCAGCAAAGUUCGCAUCAAUUUUAGUCAAUUUUAUGGGCAAGUGUUAUCCAGGUGAAGAUGAUCUGGCAAUUGCACGGGCGAUUCUAAUGUAUCUGUCUAUGGGUAACCUGAAAGAUGCUAACUUUCUUAUGGAUGAAGUAAACAAGGAAGUGGAAUCUAAGCAACUUGACUUGGGUGAAUCAGACUUAAUUCAAUUUAUUACUUAUCUUUUACAGACGUUGCUGAGAGAUGCUUUGCCACUUUUCAAUAUGUUGAGAGCCAAUUACAAGUCAAGUAUAGACAGGGAACCUGCAUUUAAUGAGUUGCUUGACGAAAUUGCAGAGAGGUUUUUUGGAGUAAAGCGUAGAAAUCCCUUGCAAGGAAUGUUUGGAGACAUUUUCAAGAUGAUGUAGUGACAAACAGUGUCGUGCUAUCUAAACGAACCCAAAAUUGCUGCUAUUUUUCUGCAUUUCGAUGAGCGGAGUAGUUGAUUUGUUGGACACUCUCUGAAUUUUACUUUUUCAAACAAGUUCUUUGUUUUCUUUUGUAAGGAAAAGCUUCAUUACUGAACACCAUGCUGGGCAAUUUUGAAGAACCAAAAUUUCAGAAUGAUGCUUGGAAUGUAAUCAAAUUAUUCCAAUUCUUUUGCAACAAGUUCCUUUUAUUAGGUGUUCA